This is a messenger RNA of Hypanus sabinus (Atlantic stingray), 1048 nucleotides long. RefSeq names its product cell adhesion molecule 4-like. NCBI's taxonomy places the organism in Eukaryota, Metazoa, Chordata, Chondrichthyes, Myliobatiformes, Dasyatidae. The record is from RefSeq and is a predicted model, not a curated record. Gene Ontology annotation, biological process: regulation of wound healing; negative regulation of peptidyl-tyrosine phosphorylation; regulation of Rac protein signal transduction. The coding region runs from base 28 to 495 and encodes 155 amino acids. Gene Ontology annotation, cellular component: cell-cell contact zone. Gene Ontology annotation, molecular function: vascular endothelial growth factor receptor 2 binding. The transcript has 2 exons.
GGAGGGAGCACUGUGGAAGGGCCAGUGAUGAGGAGCCUUGGUGUUGGACUAACGUUCUCUUCUCCCCGCCCCGCAGCCUGUGGACAGGUGGUACACGCAGAGAAUGUGACCGUGAUGGAGGGGGAGACGGCGGAGAUCACCUGCCGACUGCACAGUUAUGAUGGCUCCAUCGUGGUGAUUCAGAACCCCAACCGGCAGACCCUGUUCUUCAACGGCACACGGGCGCUGAAGGACGACCGUUUCCGCCUGGUGUCCUUCACCAAUCAGCACGUGCGUGUGGCGCUGUCCGAUGCCCGAGUGGAGGAUGAGGGUGGUUACUUCUGCCAGCUGUAUGCUGAGGACACGCACCACCAGGUCGCCGUGCUGACUGUGCUAGGUAAGUCCAACUCCCUCCUCCACCCCCACGUCCUGGGCUCAAUCCACAGGGGUUCCUGCAAACUCUGGAGGGUUAACAUGAUGGCUCUGAGGUGGACUCCUUUUGAAAUGGGGAACUAAUUCAGAAACUGGAGGUCCGCAGGGUCCUGGGAGUCCUCGUGCAGCAUUCCCUAAAGGUUAAUCGCAGGUUGCGUUGGUGGUGAGGAAGGCAAAUGCAUUUGCAAAGGACCAGAGCACAAGAGCAAGGACGUGGUGUGAUGCUGAGGCUCAGACGGCACAGGUCAGGCCACACUGGGCAGGUUUGCUCACAAAGAACGUGCCGGUAUGGGAUGGAAGGGUUUGAGCCUGUACUGACAGGAGUGUAGAAGAAGGAGGGUGGAGCGCCGUGGGACAGGUGGCGGAGACGGGGGCCAGGCACGGGACAGUGGUGCGGAUGCUGAGGCUCAGACGGCACAGGUCAGGCCACACUGGGCAGGUUUGCUCACAAUGAACGUGCCGGUAUGGGAUGGAAGGGUUUGGGCCUGUACUGACAGGAGUGUAGAAGAAGGAGGGUGGAGCGCCGUGGGACAGGUGGCGGAGACGGGGGCCAGGCACGGGACAGUGGUGCGGAUGCUGAGGCUCAGACGGCACAGGUCAGGCCACACUGGGCAGGUUUGCUUACAAAGAACGUGCC